AGUUUGUACGAAACGUCAGAAUCUACGAAAGAAACGUAUACGAACGCAUGAACAUUGACAGUCACGUACCGCCGUCAUUCGAUCGCUAGAUGGCGACUGAUGGCGACUGAUGGCGUCUGCAACAUGAAGUUUGCGCAGCACGUGCAGCGAUCCUAAAAGAACUUCAGAGAGGGACUAUUUUUCUGGUUGAGGUUGCUCGCGUGUCAUGGAAACGCUGCUGCGGCGUUAUCUCGCAAUAGGAAUGCGUGUCGUAAAUUGGAAACGUUGAAGCUGCGGAGAUUUAACGUGGGAAACGGAGGGAAAGUGUCUCGUGGGGUGAGGCAGCAGUAGUCGAAUGAGGCAGAAGCACAUCCGCGAGGAAGACGGGAGGGUAGUGGCAGGAAAAUGCUCGCGAAGCGAAGAAAGACGCGAUGAUGCUCCCCGAGUGAGUGGAAGCCUCGAUCGUAGUGAGCCUGCCACUUGCGGCGACAUGGCGGGUUUUCGGGAAGAGGAUAAGGCUCUCUUCCCUAUUCAGAGUAUCUCCUCGAUCGUACAAAUCUUCCAGAACCAGCUGGAAAACAGUUCCGAGCCUGAUUUGGCUCUGCUGUCGAUUCUUGUUGGCGCUGUGGAAAAUUCGCUAACCUGCAAUCGGCCGGUUACGUCGCAAGAAAGCACCGUCUAUGAUGAGCCUAAAUUGCCGGCCGUAGAAUUUCACAUCGCCGAGGCGCUUUAUACUAAGUUCCAUGCUGUUAUCAAGGGUGCCGUCGACCUCACUGUCUACGACACUAAAUAUGCCACGAGAGAACUUGUCAAAAAAGUUUCGGAUGUCGUAUGGAAUUCUCUUACGAGAAGCUACUACAAGGAUAGAGCACAUCUUCAGAGUCUGUACAGUUAUCUCACGGCCAAUAAACUUGACUGUUUUGGAGUUGCCUUUGCAGUUGUUGCAGGGUGUCAGGUCUUGGGUUUUAAGGAUGUACAUCUUGCCAUGUCUGAAGAUCAUGCUUGGGUUGUUUAUGGUGAGGAUGGUAACGAAACAGCUGAGGUCACAUGGCAUGGGAAAGGCAAUGAGGAUAAACGUGGCCAGCCGGUUGAAACUGGUGUAGCUUCCCGCUCUUGGCUCUAUGUUAAUGGACAAGCAGUUGUUUGCAACAGAGCCAUGGAGGUUGCGACAAUAGUUUCUGCCAUAAAUCCUAGUCUAAGCGCAACUGCGGAUGCAGCUGAAGUAGCAUUACUCCAACAGGAAUUGCUUUGGCUUCUUUAUGAUUUGGGUCAUCUUGCAAAAUAUCCCAUGGCUCUGGGUAACUUGGGUGAUUUGGAAGAAGCAGCACCGACACCUAGUAGACCACCCGCAAUAGAAUUAUUUCAGGAGGCCGUUCGUUCGGCAAGAAAGUACUAUGGGAAUGCUCAUGUUUAUCCAUAUACGUAUCAAGGAGGAUAUUUAUACAGACACGGAUUACAUGCUAACGCGCUGGCCUCUUGGGCUGGUGCAGCUGACGUUUUAAGAAAAUACGAUUACUCACGGGACGACGGCGAGAUUUAUAAGGAAUUGCUGGAGAUCGCCAAUGAAUUGAUACCGCACACGGUGCGCGCCGAUGAGCGGCUUCUACGUCAGCCACGUUGUUUUGCGUAUCUUUUACGGUUUUACGACGGGAUUUGCCAAUGGGAAGAGGGGGCGAAUACUCCGGUGCUGCAUAUCGGUUGGGCAAGGCCUCUUGUUAACACCAUUUCAAAAUUCGACGCGAGUAUUCGUGCCCAGGUUGUAAUCGACUGUUACGACGCAGACUCCAAGCAAGAAGAGGAGAAAACACGAAAGCGGGAAGCGACGCCCGAAGAGUCGCUCAACAACAACAACAACAAUAAUAACAACAACAGCUACUGCAAGACGAAGGAGCGAGGAAGUACGGCACGGGAUCUCAUAAAGAGUCUCGAGUCGAAAGUUCCAGCAAAUCCGGCACCGAUGCAUCCCAGUAUUCAGGCACUCACAGCAGCUUGCAGCGAGAAGAUUCUUAAUAGGGAUUAUCUACUUCAGGGUGGCGGUGAACCAUUUGUUGCUCCUCCAGAGGAUACUUUACCACCGGCACCUUCCACUUCCCAAGAGAAUCUAGAUCCAGAAGUAGAGACCGAUUCUGAGAACGAGAAGCCCAGGAUAACUCUGUACAGUCAAAAGAUGAAGGGCUUGAAGGAUCUGUUGCUCGCGGAGAAGCUCAAUACUCACGCUAUAUCGCUUCAGUUGACUGCACAGAGUCAAGUACAAAUAGGUGGGCCAGCCGGCAUUUUUCAGUAUUCGAUGCUGCAUCGACGCGUCACAAAAACAAAGCGACAGCGCGGUUACGCAUUAAAGGUGUCGAUACGCAUAAUAGUAGUUAUACGAGAGAUACGGUGUAACAGAACAGUAUUUUUAUAUUAACGGGGCGCGGAAGUCUGUUAGCAGCGGCUCGGUGCUGUGCUUAAUUCAAGGCUAUGACGGUGGCAGCGGCGGCGGCGGCGGCGGCGGCGGCGGCGGAUUUCGUAAGCGCGCAGAUGGCGAUUCGUCUGUGUGACGUGACGAUGAUAUAAAUCAUGCGAAUAACAUAAAUGACUUCGCGACUCUUCUUUUCGGUGAUUUGCGCGCUCCCGUAAACACUCUUUUACGUUUUUCCCUGUUUUACCACGCUGAUCGCUGACUUUCUCAUUUCUACCGUUUAGCCCCUCCAGACUUUUUAUUUUCACAUACUCCUAUUCAGCUGCUUAAUAUUUCGACGACGAAUUCUAGCAGCUAGCAUUGUAAACCGAUAUUUUUUUGUAAUCUGGUUCGCGACGCUAUGGCCGAUAUUAAUCUUGGACACACACCCUGCCUUUACUUCUUGAACAUCGAUGUCAAAUAAUUGUCUGUAAAAGGGUCUGUUCUGUGCGCUAAAUUCAAUGAGGAUGGUCAUACUGUCGAAUUUACUAUUCGCCUCAAUGAUAAAACUACUUCGUGCCAUAGGUCCCACUUUUCCUUCGAUUCAUAAGCACUGUCGUCGAUUCUGUGAAAGAUUAUAAUCAAAAUGCCCCAUUGUCCUUAGCGCACAAGAGUGACCUGGCUGUGUAGCAUCUAGUUGGUCCGACGCCGACCACUCCGUAGUCGACAUGUAAAUAAGUGAGACUCAAGUGCUCGAUGCUUUUCAAGGACGUUAAUCAUACAGAAAAUACGCGAGCGAGACGCCGCCUGUCACUUUGAAAUUUUGGCGAUUGACUUCCGUAAAGUCUUCGAUUGUCGUUCUGAAAUCAUCGAGUCCUCGCGUCUUCGCCGAGAAUAUUCAUGUAACAAUUUAAUCGACGAAAUCUACUUCCACGGGGGCAUGUAACUAGAGGGAUUAAGCUACCUAUUCGUAGAAUCAUAAGUAAAAAAAAAACUCUUUAUCCCAUUCGCUGAGAAUACUUCAUGUACUUAAAGGAAGCUUCUGUAGGAGCUGCAGCAUCAGUGAUACGUUAUUACGAUUGUUAUGUUAACACUUAACUACAAAGCUACUCCUUGUUGAGGCCUCACAAGCCUCUUUUAUCCGAUCGACGAAUGUGCAUCCAAUUGCAUAAUGAAUUUGCUCUCCACGUUAAACCGUCAGAGAUGCUAUUAAAUAAAUAAAGAGAUGCACGACGCUCUCGCUGCUUUUGCCAUUUACUUCUUUUGAUAUUUUACGCACGAAAUAAUCAUGGCGAGAGCACGGAAUAGGGUACAUGCUACUCGACUGUUGGGAACUCCCUUGUUCCCAUUUCCACACACAUAAAAUAUUCUCUUCCGAUGAUUUUUCUGCGACGUCAAAUAGUGUAGUUGCAGUUGUUGUUAACCGACAGAACAGUGAGUUGUAAGGCAUCAUGGGAAUGUCUUGUUUUUCUGUGGAUCACAAUAAACUAUUUUAUUCUAA
Molecule: messenger RNA, 3860 nt
Organism: Cephus cinctus (wheat stem sawfly)
Lineage: Eukaryota; Metazoa; Arthropoda; Insecta; Hymenoptera; Cephidae
Gene: Mnn1
Product: menin
Exons: 5
Coding region: 335-2386 (683 amino acids)
Biological process (GO): negative regulation of cell population proliferation; negative regulation of cell cycle; regulation of transcription by RNA polymerase II
Cellular component (GO): nucleus; histone methyltransferase complex; chromatin
Molecular function (GO): transcription cis-regulatory region binding; Y-form DNA binding; chromatin binding
Source: RefSeq, a predicted model, not a curated record